AUGGGCACCUAUGUCGAGGACUGCUUGGAGAGUAUGUACAUGCUGCCGUCCGAGAUCAAGCGUAAUUUUGACCUGAUGCGGGACUUAGACAAGACAUCCUAUCCACUUUUCGAAGACCUUAAAAGUGAGCAAAAAGCGUACUUAAUCGAAUCUCGACAAAAGGUGCUUGCACGAUGCAACGACACAACAAAAGGUGAACCUACUGAGCAAGAAUUGCGAGAACUUAUUGGCGCCAAUAAACAACUUGAGAGCUUGAAGGAAAAACAUGCUCUAGUUGUGCAGAAACUGGACGAGAAGAUUGCUAUUGCAGCUCAGAGUUACGAUAUUGUUGAUCACCAUAUUCGUCGAUUAGACAGAGAGCUGGAGAGUUAUGUAGCACUUCUUAAGGCCAAUGGUGAGUAUCAAGAAGAUAGCAGACCCCAACGCAAGAAACAGAAGAUGACUACUGCUACUACAGUACAUCAAUUGUACCACACUAAUCAGAGCCAUGCAACACCUCAUAUGGCCAAUGUUCGCAGCAAACACAAUACAGUUGCAGCUGCUAGUGCUGGUAUGAAGGACAAGUCAGCAAUAUCGGUGGUGUCAAAAGCUUUGAGUGGAGGAAGCUCAUCGUCGAGAAAGAAAACGGUUGCAGAGACUACUGUGGCGGUACCAGUUGCGACAGAUCAGGUGCUUUUGGCCUCGGAGGAUCUACCCAUUGACCCAAACGAACCUAUAUAUUGCAGUUGCCGACGUGUGUCGUUUGGGCAAAUGGUGGGCUGCGACAACGACGACUGCAAGUAUGAGUGGUUCCACUUUGGCUGUGUGGGACUCACGGACCAACCGGCAGGCAAGUGGUACUGUCACGAUUGCAAGCCUCAGCUGGGAAUCAAGUAA
This is a messenger RNA of Peronospora farinosa, 876 nucleotides long. NCBI's taxonomy places the organism in Eukaryota, Oomycota, Peronosporomycetes, Peronosporales, Peronosporaceae. The record is from the annotation of a GenBank genome assembly.